CAGCUUGUGAGGUUUUUUUUUCCUGGGUGUGUAGAAGAUCCGAGUGCUGAGCAGACAGCAGUGUCAGUGCAGGGGAGAAGAGAAAGAAAUAUUCCCAAAUCCAAAAUGGACGAACUCUUUGUGGAAGUAUGCGGCGAAAACGGAGCCAAUUAUAAGGGAGUAAUCACAGAUGUGUUCGAAGAUGGUGUCCUCGUUGCAUUUGAAAAUGACUGGCAGGAAGAAUCAAAGUUUUUGUUCAGUCAAGUUCGACUACCUCCGAUCGAUACCCCGACUAUUUUCUGCGAGCACAUGGAGGUCGAGGUGUACUCCCGGUCCAACGACAAUGAAGCCUGUGGCUGGUGGCGGGCGGUCAUCAAGAUGAUGAAGGGUGAAUUCUUCGUGGUGGAAUACCUCGGCUGGGACAACAGUUACACGGAGAUUGUGCCGGCUGACCGGCUGCGAGCGAAGAACACCAACCCGCCGAUCAACGAGAAAACCUUUUUCCGGUUCGAGAUCGAGGUACCAGAGGACAUCCGGGAGUAUGCUUUGCUGAGCAGUGCCAAAAUCGACGGCGUGCAUCGAGAGUUCCAGAAGGCGAUCGGUGCUGCCGAGUGUAGGUACCUCCCGGAGCGGGGCACACUGUUUGUGAUAUCGCGAAGCGAAGCAACCCAGCGGAGAGCAAACAUGAUCCAGGAGAUGUGUUUCCGAAAUUUGAGCCAGAAGGUUAUGUUACUGAAACGAACCGAAGAAGCUGCCAGACAACUAGAAUCGACGAAACUACAGAAUGCUGGAGGAAAUUUUACUAACAAUCAGAGAAUUUCCGCUUUUAUUGGACAAUCAAUGAACGAGAGAUUCACAGACGAGUUCAAGGUACGAGAGGAUCUGAUGGGGCUGGCUAUCGGUGCACAUGGUGCCAACAUCCAGACCGCUCGCAAACUGGACGGUGUGCUGAACAUCGAACUCGAGGAAAACACCUGCACGUUCAAAAUUUCUGGAGAGACUGACGAAGCGGUCAAGAAAGCCCGCGCCAUGCUCGAGUACAGCGAGGAAUCGCUGCAGGUUCCGCGGAAUCUCGUCGGCAAGGUGAUCGGCAAGAACGGACGCAUCAUCCAGGAAAUAGUGGACAAGAGCGGCGUCGUGCGCGUCAAGUCUGUCUCAUUGCAGAUCGAGGGGGACAACGAGCCGGAGCCGAGCAUCCCGAGGGAGGAAGGCCAGGUACCGUUCGUGUUUGUCGGUACGGUCGAGAGCAUCGCCAACGCCAAAGUGCUGCUCGAAUAUCAUUUAGUGCAUUUAAAGGAAGUAGAACAGCUAAGGCAGGAAAAACUGGAAAUCGAUCAACAGUUGCGAGCGAUUCAGGGUGCAACGAUGGGUUCGAUGCAAAACUUCUCCAUGAACCGACGAUCCGAUCGUGCGUACAGUAGUGACAUCGAUGGCGGAGGACGGUCCGGUCGAGGCGGCAUGCGUGGUCGAGGAGGCCGUGGCGGCCGGGGUAAUAAUCCUCGGUAUUCGGGCCGUCGGGACACCGGCGAUGAUGAGUACGCGCCGCGUGGUGGUGGAGGCGGCGGCGAUCGGGACCGCGAUCGUGACCGAGACCGAGACCGUGACCAGCGCAAUAACUACUCGGAAGGUGGCGGUGGUCGGGGCAACCGGAGGGGCUACAGUGAAAAACGAGGCACCAGUAGCAAACGGUCCGAUCGGAACAAAUCACAAGGUCAGCCCGGUGGUGGCGGUAGUCAACAGCAGCAAUCAACGCAACAGCAACCGCCGUCUUCGUCGUCCCAGCCGCAAUCGUUACAGGAGGACCAGUGGGCGGUUCAGGUUGAGAACAGUCAGCGGGAGAACAAUCGGGAGCUGAACAGUGUUGAUAGGGAUAGUCACUCAUCGAAUGAAGGAAUUCCGGCCCGAAGUCGCCGAAGAUCGAAGAAUCCGGGCCACUCGAACAAAUCAAACGGAAAUAUCCAUUCGAUGAACGUCAAGUCGUCCGGAAGCAUUGCAACCGCCAACAGCGCCACAACCAGUACGACAGACCAUCAUGACAACAACGGCAGCAGUGUACCGAACAGUAAACCGCAACAGAAUCACAUUUCCGCUGGAGUCAACAGCACCAGCAGCGUAGGCGUUGUGCCGAACAGUAACAGCAAUAGCCAGCAACAGCAUCAGGCACCGCCUCCAAAGGGUCAGCGGGAGAACAUUCGGAACCGGGGCGGCCGAGGCGGUGGAGCCGGUGGAGGAGGAGGUGGUAAGCAUAAGCAAAAUCAGCAGCAAAAUCAGAACCAGGCGGUAGCCGCUGGCGGCGCCACUGUUCUGAACAACACCGCUGAUAACCAUCUCCACCACGGUGGCAGUGUUGCCAGUGGCAAGGAAACGCUGGUCAAUGGCUCCUCUUAGAAGAAGCAGAAUGAAUUACAAUUGCAGCACCAGCAGCAGCCGCGUCAGCAACAACAGGUGGUCCGGGCUGCCUCAGAGGCUUUGUCGCACCUGUUAGUGGGAGUGUAAAACAUCUGGAGUAGAACACACUCAAAACCCACUACAAAACAUAACAUGAAAUCUAUUCAAAACUAUCAAGUUAAUUACCUAAAUAAUGAGAAAUGCAUAAAACAAUACACAAACAAAAAAAAAUCACACACAAACAAAAUUCGCAACUUACUACACCGCUCGAAGCCGGGUGGAUGUUUUCCCGCGGACUGAGUAAAGUACUAUCUCCAUUGCUACUACGAAUAUUUUUGCGUGUGUUCAAAAAUAUGAAAAUAAUUGCAACACACAAAACACAGUACGAAUUACAAUACUAAAUCAACAGGCAAACCAAGAACUAGGAAAAAACAAAGAAACAAUAGAAGAAAGAGAAGGGAGCAGAAAUGCGAAAUAUUUAGGCAACGCAAUUACUACACACGCGCAGUGUUGUACUGGUAGGAGGUGCCGCAGAAAGCAGCAGCAAACAGCAGACAUUAACUACUAUCGGAUCGGAGGUUUGCUCAUCAAACAAUAACCUCUUCUUCCUCCUACGCGCACAAACGCGGCAGGAACGAGAGCAUGGUAUCAUGGAACCGAGUGACGAUGAAUGCGAACACAAAUAACAAUCUGGAAUGAUACGAAAACGAGAGCACUGAGUAGGAAUAAUUUAUAACGAAUGGCGUUUGUUGAGCUACUACUACUACUACAUAUAUUAGAAGGCAGUAUUUUUUGUCGUUUCCCCCCCUAUGUUCCUUCAUUUCAUCUCGUUUGAAUAAACUUUGUAAAAAGCUUUACAUUUUUGUCGCCAGAUGUUUUGUUUUUUCCUGAGUAUUGAAUUGUUCUUAUUUUUCGAAAUACAUUUGGGAGUGGUAGGACUGGGAAAUUGAUCAUUCUUAAUCGUGCGGCGGACUCCGUUUCUUAGUUGGCUUUCAUGUUUCGUCGUAUUUCUUAAGUUAUUUUUCAAUAAAAAUAUGAUUGUGAAUUGAAACAAUAUGCUCACGUUUCAGGCAAUCACUAGUGGUUUGUGGCGAAAAGUUACGCCGCUAUCCUCGAUGUUGCAAAUGAUCGAGGGUAAAACUAAUUUGUAGAAGAAUAACCGUUAAAGAUGAUCAAAUCGAAAGAGCACGAAGUAUAAGAUUGAAGACGAAAACAGUGGAAAUUGCUGUUGAUGAUGCGAUAUUGUUGAUCUCAGAGCUUCUGCGGAAAAGGUGUCCAACAACCUUCCAUCUGAGGGGAGGGGAUUCCAGGUGGGUAUCGACCAGAUUGCAAUGCGAUCCAAAUGGAACCCGGAAAAAAUAAUCCGAUUGAAAUUCAUAUGGGGUCCAACGAGUGAUCCUAGAGCGGAUUCUCGAUCCAGAGAGGAUUUCGACUGUAAUCCAGAGGGAUUCCGUACGCAUUUCAAGAAGAAUCUAGAGGGGUUUCCGAAUCAUAAGAGGAUCAAUAUGGAUUUGGAUUUGAUUAGAAAAAUCAUCCAACAGGAUUCCAGAUGGAUUUUGACUAAACUUCCGGUGGAUUCCAACUCAAAUCCAUAGAAGAUUCCGACUGAAAUAAGGAGGAGAUUCUGAUUGGGAUUCCAUGGUUUUUCCUUUCGACUGGAAUCCAGAGACAAUUCUGCUUAGGCGCUUCGGUGAUUCGAAAGGGUUUUCAACUGAUAUUCAUAUCUGAAAACAAAAGCUGAUUUUCAAGAGAAUUCCAACUAGAAUCUAGUGAGGAGACUUUGACUUGACUCCCAAGGAGAUUCCGAUGAGAGCUCAGAUGGAUAUAAACUGGCCAUAAAAAAAAAUCCAAAAGAGAGAACUCCAGGAUAAACGGUGAUUUCGAUUUUACAGAAAGAUUACGGAAAGGAAUUUCCAACUGUCAUCCACAGGAGACUCAGAAAUGCAAUACAGAGGGGAUUUUGAGAUGACUCUAAGGUGAUUCCAAAUGGAUUUCAACUAAACUUCAAGGGUACUCCAGAAGGAUUUCGACUGGACUUCUAAGAAUUUCUGCUGGAAGUCAAUGAGGGUUUUUUUGUUGGACUUCCAACGAUUCUGAAUAGAAUACAAAGGGGAUUCUGGCUGGAACAUCCCCAAAUCUAUUGUCUGUAAGGAAAGACAAGAUUGAGCUCAUGAUCAACAUUAGUGAUCUACCAUAUCAAAUCGGCGGCAUUUACAAUAAAAGAUCUAGUUUUUGGUCAAACCAACAAAACAUAAUGAUCUGACCAGCGAACAGAAAUUCCGAGAACCUUAGCUCACAGGUUCAACAGUGUUGGGCGCCAAAUGUGACUGACACACUGAACUGAGUAUUUUUUUAUUCUUUUCUCGUGAUUUUCACAGCCGAUAAAAUUAGCCUUCAUGGGUAGCACCAUAACCAAACGUUAAUUUAUCCGAUUUUGGAACAUACAAAAACUUUAAUAAAAAUUCACGCAGUGAGGAUCGAUAAAUAGAUUUUAGUUUUUUGCUCGCAUCCUUUCUAUUUGUUUUUUUAAACCAAUUAACGUAUUGUAAUCUGGCGAUUAUUUUUUGUUAAAAUUCGUUCCCUCUCUUUUCUCAAAGCUCGACUUUCAAACGUCUAUCGUAAUUAGUACACUCACGGACACUUAUCAAACAACUUGUGUCGCCACACGCAACAAUGUGAAUCAACAGAAACUAUUGAAGCUUAAUGUGAGUCAUCAUCAUUUUGCAAUUGAAUAUAAAAAAAGAAGCAACAAACAAUAAAAAGAUACAAACUGUAUUCUAGAGCGCAGAAAUCCGUGUCGUCGUAAAUAUGCUGAAUUCAAGUUGUAGUUUUAGAACGUGCGUAAAAGUAGAAGUUGGAAAACACACAAGAAGUAGGAUAAACGAAUAAAACUAAAUGCAGAGAAAAGGGUUACUAAUCAAAGAGAUUGCUGUACGAACAGGUAUACUUUACUAGGACUGGAAUAUAAACAAAUUACACUCAAUGUAUAUUUUAUUUAGUCUGGUUUUCAAUUACGAAGCUCUUAUUUGUGUUUGAUCAAAACCAACCCGUGUAGCCCUUCAUUGUUAUGUUAAAAUUUUACUCGCAUCGUGUUGAAUUUCUACCGCUAAAAUCUUACAUCUAGAGCCCCUCUAAUCUAUUUUUCUUCCUGCACGUUAAAAGCAAAACAUAAAGAAACGAGAAAGCAAUCCAUUGAAUCGAUGGUGAAACAAUUACAAAUCAAAUCAAACGUUGUUGCCAGCGAAGUUGAGCAGACAUUACUGGAAUUAGCUGAAACAAACGUAAAUACGAUCAAAAUGAAUUCUACACAAUAACGGAAAACGGAGAUAACUGUUUUUCUUUUGUCAGUUUGAAACACCCCUUGAGUUAUUUCUGCCAAACAAUUAUCGUUUUUAGGCUUUUCACUGAUAUUUUUUAUUUAUUAUUAAUAUAGGUCAACCUAUUUCUGUGAGUAUAUUGUACUUUAGUUGAAAAAGCGUAA
Molecule: messenger RNA, 5848 nt
Organism: Armigeres subalbatus
Lineage: Eukaryota; Metazoa; Arthropoda; Insecta; Diptera; Culicidae
Gene: Fmr1
Product: fragile X messenger ribonucleoprotein 1 homolog
Exons: 14
Coding region: 106-2367 (753 amino acids)
Biological process (GO): positive regulation of translation; central nervous system development; anterograde axonal transport
Cellular component (GO): dendritic spine; postsynaptic density; neuronal cell body
Molecular function (GO): translation regulator activity; mRNA 3'-UTR binding; protein homodimerization activity
Source: RefSeq, a predicted model, not a curated record